AUAUGGCUUCCCCCAGGGAAAGGCGAGACCUAACGUCAAAGUAUAGACUCUAAAUCCUUCCUCACAUGGAUCGUAACGCAGAGUUCAAGAGAUGGAAGGCACAGGGUCUGAGCAAAGCAGACCUCAGCCGAAAGGGCAGUGUGGAUGAGGAUGUGGUAGAACUUGUGCAGCUCCUGAAUGGGCGAGAACAGUACUUCACCACGAGUUCCUGCGCUGGGCGCAUCAUCCUCCUAGAUGGGAAUAUAAAUGGUUUUGAGGUUCAAAAGCAAAACUGUUGCUGGCUACUGGUUACACACAAACCUUGUGUAAAAGAUGAUGUGAUUGUAGCUCUGAAGAAAGCAAAUGGUGAUGCCAUUUUGAAAUUUGAACCACUUAUUCUUCAUGUGCAGUGUCGACAGUUACAGGAUGCACAGAUUCUGCAUUCAGUGGCAAUAGAUUCUGGUUUCAGGAACUCUGGCAUAACUGUGGGAAAGAGAGGAAAGACUAUGUUGGCUAUCCGGAGCACACAUGGCUUAGAAGUUCCAUUAAGCCAUAAAGGAAAACUGAUGGUGACUGAGGAAUAUAUCGACUUCCUGUUAAAGAUAGCAAAUCAAAAAAUGGAGGAAAACAAGAAGAGAAUUGAAAGGAACCUCUACACUGUUUUCCAGAGAAGCUGUACCAGUUUGCAUUGCCACCAACAGUGCAAGAGGGUUCCCAUUUCUUGCCAACAUCUGUUGUUUCCUGAGCUGUUAAUUUUAGCCACUCUGACUGAUGUGAGAUGGUAUCUGAAUGUGGUUUUGAUUUGUAUUUCCCUGAUGAUGAGCAAUGUUGAACAUCUUUUCAUGUGUCUGUUGGCCAUCUGGAUGUCUUCUUUGGAAAAAUGUCUAUCAUGUCUUCUGCCAUUUCUUCACUGGAUUAUUUGUUUUUUAGGUGUUUAGUUUGGUAAGCUCUUUAUAGAUUUUGGAUACUAACCCUUUAUGGUUUGGUUCAUUUUCAAGUCAGUGACAGGUUAUAGAAAGUUUCCAGAAAUUUAUUUCCCUUUCCAUAUACCCUUUUCCAGAUAUUUCUGUCAAAUUUACUAACACAAACUUUUCACAUGCCUAUAUAUCAUAGAAGUGACCUACUUUCUUUAGCUAUACCAAUAAUAAUUUAAAAACUCCUUCUUCGAAAUAUAAAUCUUGAAGAGGAAAGUGAAAUCUUUCUCAAUGACCAAAUUGUUUACUUGCCAUUCAUACAUGUAUACAACAAUUGCACAAUAGUUAUUUAACAAAUAUUUAUGGAGUGCCUAACUAUGUGUCAGUCACAUAGAAACAAGACAAAGCCCCUACCUCCACAAGGCUUUCCAUCUUGUAGCAUUAUUAAAUACUGUAUUGUGUACACCAUCACAUAGUUGCCUAGACCUUCUGUGCUCUUUACUACUCAUCAAUCAAAUCCCAUUCAAAUGUUGCCUCUUCUCAGAAGCUUUCUGGAUAGCCCAUUUCAGAAUUAACUACCUCCAUUUGUUUUCCCAUAGCACCCUCCCAUUAUUAUAUUUCCAUAGCACUUUGUUUGUAUCUUUAUAAUCAUACAAAUCAAGGAGUAGCUUGAUAUUUGUUAAUUCACACAUAUACGUCCACCAACACCAUCCUAUUAAACUUUGACAACUUGAAGGAGAAAGGUAUAUUUCUAUCAUUUUUGUAUCUCUGAUUCCUUGCACAUUGUUGGUUUCUAACAAGUACUCUCUAAACUAUUUCAGUUUAUAGACACAUUAUAUGUGUGAGAGUUCAGAGCAUUAUCUAAUUUAUUACUUUAUAGACAAAUCACAAAUUCCUGGUCAAAUCCUACUAUUCAUUACUUGGAAGAAUCUUUAUAUGAUUGAUAAAAUCAAGGGAUAGGUGAAAAACUAAGCUUCGAAGACACUGUGCAUAGUAUCAUGCUUUAUGUCUGAUGAGGUAUCCACAUUUCCAGAUUCAGCAUUCCAAGAUACACCUUGUGACCAAAGGUUAUAGAUCCUGUUCUUAUAGAAAGCCUUUUGAAAUCUUUUUAUUGUGAAGUGAUUUCCCCCAUAUUGACUACUCCAUUUCCCUCUGUCUUUUUAUAUAUAUCGGUAUAUACAUAUAUGCCCAUAAAUAUAACUAUUUUUUCUGAACCAUGUGAGAGGAAGUUGAAGAUACCAUGCUUCAUUAUCCUUAAAUACUUCGAUGCAUAUUUUCUAAGAAUGAAGACAGUCUCAUAUAAUCUCAAUAAAAAUAUAAAAACCUAAUUAUAUAAUCCACCAAUCCUAUCAAAUUUCAUCAGUUGUCUCAAUGAUAUGCUUUUUAAUCAUUUGUUUUUCUGAUCCAAGACCCAGUUUAGGAACUUAACGUAAAUUGCAUUGUCUCUUGGGGCGCCUGGGUGGCUUGGUCGGUUAAGCGUCUGACUUUGGCUCAGGUCGUGAGUCGGUCCGUGAGUUUGAGCCCCGCGUCAGGCUCUGUUCUGACAGCUCAGAGCCUGGAGCCUGUUUCAGAUUCUGUGUCUCC
Messenger RNA from Acinonyx jubatus (cheetah), 2477 nucleotides. RefSeq names its product tRNA-yW synthesizing protein 3 homolog (gene TYW3). The transcript is spliced from 6 exons. Lineage: Eukaryota; Metazoa; Chordata; Mammalia; Carnivora; Felidae. The coding region runs from base 66 to 917 and encodes 283 amino acids. Gene Ontology annotation, molecular function: tRNA methyltransferase activity. Gene Ontology annotation, biological process: tRNA methylation. The record is from RefSeq and is a predicted model, not a curated record. Gene Ontology annotation, cellular component: cytoplasm.